AUAAUGCUAAUAGUCAAAAAACAAUUGAAAAAGAAUCAAUACAAGAAAAUGAUUUAGAAAUAGAUGAAUCGAUAGAAGAAAGUUCCUUUUCACAAGAAUAUAAUUUGUCGAAUAUGAAUGAUAUAGAUUAUGUUGAUAUUGAUAUGGAAAUUUAUCAUGUAGAUAAUAUGAAUAGUUCAGGUAAUAUGGACGAUACAGGUAGUAGAGAUAAUAUAAAUAGCAUAGGCGAUAUAAGCGAUAUAGAAAUAUAA
Cetraspora pellucida is the source of this 251-nucleotide messenger RNA. NCBI's taxonomy places the organism in Eukaryota, Fungi, Glomeromycota, Glomeromycetes, Diversisporales, Gigasporaceae. The record is from the annotation of a GenBank genome assembly.